This is a messenger RNA of Manis pentadactyla (Chinese pangolin), 2224 nucleotides long. RefSeq names its product centromere protein T (gene CENPT). Gene Ontology annotation, biological process: mitotic cell cycle; kinetochore assembly; chromosome segregation. The record is from RefSeq and is a predicted model, not a curated record. Gene Ontology annotation, cellular component: kinetochore. The transcript is spliced from 15 exons. The coding region runs from base 356 to 2089 and encodes 577 amino acids. Gene Ontology annotation, molecular function: protein heterodimerization activity; DNA binding. Lineage: Eukaryota; Metazoa; Chordata; Mammalia; Pholidota; Manidae.
AAACAUAAUCGCAAUAGGCACCUACUGUGUUCCGGGCACAGUGCAGGAUGUUGGGAACUUUGCAGAAGCCAGACUGACCCGGCCUGACGACCUAGAGGAAUUAGGUUUACAGAUGAGGAAACCAAGGCUUCGACUGUUUGCACCCACUUGCCCAAGCUCAUUCCGGGGUAGAACUGCCUCCAAAUGAAGAUUCUGCAACCAUCCCCGGGUCGCGCCGCGAACAGCUGGGCAGUAGGGCUAUAACUGCAAUUCCCGUGGGGCUGUGCGGCAGCGUCGCGAGAGUUGGCUUAAAUGAGGCGGCGGGAAGGCGGCUGCUGUUGCUACCCAGCGGUUGGAAGGGCGGUCGGCGGAGGCGAUGGCGGACGGCUACAGCCCCGACCAAGAGCCCACCACGCGCACGCUGCUGCGGCGCGUGCUGGAUACAGCAGACCCACGCACCCCGCGGCGACCCCGAAGUGUUCGGGCUGGUGCCCAGAGGGCCCCGCUUGAAACACCUUCUUCUAGGAGGCUAAGCAGACAAACAAAGACAACUGCCCGACGGUGUUCCCAUAGAAUCAGGUCUAUUGGCAGAUUGGUUCCAGUUCAAGCCAGUGGGCCCCUGGAGGAACAGACACCCCGGACUCUGCUAAACAACAUUCUACUGACUGCCCCAGAAUCUUCCAUCGUGAUGCCAGAGUCAGUGGUGAAGCCAGUGCCAGCACCACAGGUGGCUCAGCCCUCCAGACAGGAAAGCAGUCGGAGCAGCCUGGAGCUGCAACUUCCUGAACUUGAGCCCCCCACAACCAUGGCUCCAGGUCUUCUGGUUCCUGGCAGAAGGAGGCAGAGGCUGAGACUGUCAGGGUUUCAGCAAGGAAUGGAUCAGGGGCUGCCUCUCUCUCAAGAGCCUCAUGGGUAUGUUGAUGCCUCCUCCCUCACUAGUUCCCUCAACCUGACCUUUGCCACACCUCUCCAGCCACAGUCAGUGCAGAGGCCUGGUUUGGCCCGCAGACCUCCCACCCGCCGAGCUGUAGAUGUGGGUGCAUUUUUGCAGGAUCUGCGAGAUGCUUCUUUGGCCUUGGCUCCUCCAGGUGACAGCACCAGAACUCCAGUUGCUACCCUGCCAACGGACACCGUGCUGGAGGACACCCAGCCCUUCUCCCAGCCCUUGGUUGGCCGUUCCCCCAGUGUGCACCACUCUCUGCCCUGCCCCUCUCACACCGGGGUUAAAGAUGCUAGGAGAGCUGUCAGUCGCAGGACACGGAGCAGUGAGCCUGGGCUGCAGAAUAACAGUCCUGGGAAACCAGCCCAGCUUCUGACAGGAAAGGCAGAGAAGGCUGAUGCUUUUGAUAUGGGCUCCCCAAUCCCUGCCAGCAGUAGUAUCUCUAGAGAUGUAGAGCCCUUACAGGAUGGAGUUGGUAAGGAAAUCGAGGAAAGGAUGGAAGAAAGCUUGGGUGUGAGCCAAGCAAAGGAGGCAACAAGAGUACAAGGAUCUGCCAGAGCAGAAGAGCCUGAGGGAUACACAGAGGUGACAGAAGCAGAGGGAUCCUGGGGGGCUGUUGAGGCCAAGGAGCCAAAAGGAUCUUCAGGAGAUGAGGUCACCUCUGGUAGGACAGCAUGUCCAGAGUUGGCUUCCAGCACCCCCGAGUUUCUUCAGGCCAGGCAACUUCAGUUUCCUGAGCCAGCCCCACCACCGAGCACUGCAGUCUUAUCUUCAGAGCCCCUGGAGCCUGUGUUGGUCAGGCUUCCUCCCAGGGCCCGAACCCCUGGCCCCAGGCCCCGUCAAGAUCCUUACAAGACUGGACUGAGCCACUAUAUGAAACUCCUUAGCUUCUAUGCUAAAAUGCCAAUGGAGAAGAAAGCCCUUGAGAUGGCAGAGAAGUGCCUGGACAAGUAUUUCCAGCAUCUUUGUGAUGACCUAGAGGUAUUUGCUGCUCAUGCUGGCCGUAAGACUGUGAGGCCAGAGGACCUGGAGUUGCUGAUGCGACGGCAGGGCUUGGUCACCGACCAAGUCUCCCUGCACGUGCUUGUGGAGCGGCACCUGCCCCUGGACUACCGACAGCUGCUCAUCCCUUGUGCAUUCAGUGGCAAUUCUGUCUUCCCUGCUCAGUAGUGUCCAGGCCUCAACACCUUGCCUGUCCCCACAUAUUCUUCCAGGGAGGGAAGCAUUGACUGACUUGCUGUUUCUCUGAGUGGUAGGGACAGAGCUGACCUAUGCUGAGGACAAAGGGUAGCGGCUCUGGCCCAA